AGGUGCCCCUUCGAAAAAUCACAUUACAGGACACUGUAGUGUACAUAUACAUAUAUACAUAUUAUAUUAUAUCUAUAUAUAUAUAUAUAUUAUAUUUUUUUACCGUCGAAAUACGAAAUACGAAAUACGAGAUAGAUGACUUUUUUUACAAAAAAUUCAACUGACUGAAAGUGACAAUACGUCCACGACUGUGCCCGCGGAAAUAGUAGACAGAAAGUUGAAAUUUUGUUUCUCUACGAAUUAGGUAGGUUCAACAGUGUUCAACAUUACCGAUGUGUAGAAGAGAUAUGUCAAGAACGCUGAAUGCUUACAGAAUCAAAAAAAUCGAAAACAUUGGUAGAAUGACGGCCAUGACACAGGAAGAAAUUGUGGCUGGCGCGAGGACAGUUGUCCAAGGAUUAGAGGCUCUUCGUGUAGAACACGAAGGUCUUUUGCAGGGGCUACAAUCACAGGAAGCACCGGCUGCCAGAGACAAAGCCGGCUUAUUAUCGAAAAACAUCGAAAUGAUAGAGUUAGGUCUCGGCGAAGCUGAAGUUAUGAUGGCUCUUGCUAAUCACUUGCAAAUGGUUGAGGCUGAGAAACAAAAGCUGAGAACGCAAGUUCGAAGAUUGUGUCAAGAGAAUGCUUGGUUAAGAGACGAAUUAGCUGGAACGCAACAAAAAUUGCAAGCUAGCGAACAAGCGGUAGCCAAAUUGGAAGUAGAUAAAAGACAAUUGGAGUUCAUGGAAAGUAUGAGACAAUACGAUCCUGAUCCUCCCGCUGACGAUGAGAAUGCCAAAAAAGACAUACCAAAAGUUACUCCUGUGAUUGACCUAUUCCCUGAUGAUGAUGCGGACGACCGAAAUAGUAAAUCUAUAACGCCAACACCGGCUUCGCAAUUUGCACAGCAAGUGAACGCUGGAUAUGAAAUACCUGCACGUUUACGUACACUGCACAAUCUGGUUAUUCAGUACGCGGGUCAAGGUCGGUAUGAGGUGGCAGUACCUCUUUGUAAGCAGGCCUUAGAAGAUUUGGAAAAGACCUCUGGCCAUGACCAUCCUGAUGUCGCUACGAUGUUGAACAUUCUUGCUUUAGUGUAUAGAGAUCAAAAUAAAUAUAAAGAAGCAGCUAAUCUGUUGAACGAUGCCUUGACUAUUCGUGAAAAGACACUUGGUGAAUUCCAUCCUGCAGUUGCUGCAACUUUGAACAAUCUAGCCGUACUAUAUGGAAAACGAGGCAAAUAUACGGAAGCCGAGCCAUUGUGUAAACGUGCACUCGAAAUUCGAGAAAAAGUUCUUGGUCGUGACCAUCCGGACGUUGCGAAACAACUAAACAAUCUCGCGUUACUCUGCCAAAACCAGAGUAAAUACGAGGAGGUUGAACGUUAUUAUAAGAGGGCUCUUGAAAUUUACGACACUAAACUCGGACCAGAUGAUCCUAAUGUAGCGAAAACAAAAAAUAACCUUGCAUCUUGUUAUUUGAAACAGGGAAAGUACAAGGAUGCGGAAGUUCUAUAUAAACAAGUAUUAACCAGAGUCCACGAAAACGAGUUUGGUGCUAUUGAUGGCGAUAAUAAACCAAUUUGGCAGGUUGCAGAAGAAAGAGAAGAAAAUAAGCAUAGAAAUAAAGAGAAUGCUCCAUAUGGAGAAUAUGGAGGCUGGCAUAAAGCUGCUAAGGUAGAUGCACCGACGAUGGCGACUACCUUGAGAAAUCUUGGUGCAUUAUAUCGACGACAAGGAAAAUACCAGGCAGCAGAAACUCUGGAAGAUUGCGCUCUGGCGACACGAAUGGAUGCAUUCGAGUUUGUGAAGCAAGGAAAGGUCGCACAGUUAUUAGGGGAGGAAAAAGUAUCGACGAGACGUGGUUCGCGGUCCAGUUUGUCAAAUAGCGAACACGAGCAACACGACGAGGGCUCGCUGCCGCUGGUACAAAGGGCGCUUCACGAAGGACAGUCUGGCCAUCACGACGCUAGUCCUAACAAACCCGGUUUUAAAAACAAGAUCUUUCAAGCUUUCGGAAUUCAUUCUUCCACGUAGGAUUAUCCUUCGUCUGUAGUAUUGUCUGUCGAUUGAUUAUGCCCGGUAACAAAGAUUUUUCGGUAUAAAUCAUUCAAGGUCUGUACUCUUAGGACGAAAGUUGAUAUUUAAACGUGCACUGCGCGAGCAAAGCAAAGCAUAAUAUUUAGGGAUUUGUUUUUUUAAAUUCAUAACGGUCUAACCUAAAUAUCGAGAAAUACUACAAUAUUGCGAAAUGUCCUUAAUGUUCCUUCCUAAAUAGCACGCAUUUAUAGGAGAACGUAUAGUUGAACAUAGGGACAGGCCUUUUUGGCAAUUUUGGGCAUUUUAUAUUCUUUUUCACGAUCAGGUAUUUCCGAUAAUCCAACGAAAGCACAUUGUAACUGCACAUUCUUUUAUUACAUUUACAAGUAUUUCGACCACGAUCAUUGCUAUUUCCAUGACCGUUUUUACAAAGUAUUGCGUAGAAAAGUACUACAACCUUUAUAAAUCUCUUCCACUCGUAAGCUGUGAUAAUAAUACCCUUUGAUGAAUUUCGCUUUCAUUCGUUUCUUUCUUUUGUCUUUAAUGAAACUGACGAUAUAUGUAUCUCGUAUUUUUAAACUUUAACCAGGAUUCGACGGAGGUGCUUUUUAUGGAGCAUUUGUUCUUUACUUUUUCAUUAUUUAUCUAUAAUGAUGAUAACUACUGAAACUUACGCUUGUAUUAUACACAGCUAUAUAGAGAGCGAUUAGAAUAAACAGAACUUCCAGAGAUAAUUAUUUUCAUGAAAAAUUACAAGUCUGCUGUUGUACGUGUUGCUCUUGGCUGAUAGAAAACUUAUCAAUUAUCAAUUGCAUAGAUAAAAUAAUAGCAAUUUUCAGCAAUUGUUUAAAAAAAUCGAUUAACAAGUAUCGCUUUAUAUUUGAGCUAUUUUUCUCAAGCCAAAACACUGUAAAACUACAGUGCUACGCGCAUGAAAUUGAAAUAGCUGAUUUUUGCAGCAGCUUUGCUUAACUAUAUAAUUCAGUAUAGAUCAGCAAAGAUGAUAUUUAAUGUUGUUUCAUGUGCAAGGAAAAUACAUUAUUAUCUCUGUAAUAGAUGUCUCUUAUGAUAUUCUCACAUAUCCUAUGCAGAUUUAAACACACACACACACACACAAAAGUCAGAGUUGCCUAGGUUUAAUUCAUGGAAAUUACACUGUAUUACAUUUUCAAUUACUUUCCAUUUCUGUAACAAAUGAGUAGUAAAGUUAUGGCAUAAGUCUAUUUUAAAACGAUCUCAAAAGCAUGCGAAGGGUGUUUGUAUCCUUCGAGGCACCUUAUAUCUCAUUUCAUUCAUUUUCCAGUACUAUAGAUGAUACGUUAAAUUACUCCAUUCAAACAAGGAAACAAAAUUGUUGCUUUAUUAUUUGAUAUAUUAUAGUAUAAUGUUUGAAUUCGCAAUCGACGACUACGAACUGGAUAAUUUAAUAUAAGUAGUGCCUUGAUACUUUAACAAACGAACGAAUAAAUUAUUUUCCAAACGAAACAAGUUUUUAAUUGUUAUUCGAUUCACAUUUAAGAGUGUAUAGUGUACAGAACUUUUAUAUUCUAUGUGUCUAUUUUUUUUUCUUUUUUUUUCGUUAUAACAUAUUAUUCGUAAGGAAUAUGUUUCCUUUUGCACAAAGCAGAGAAUGCGUAUAGCGCGUUUGUAUUAUUAACUUUCCCUCGCACGCAUUUGUGUUCUUAACUACCAUUGUUACCAGUUGUUUUUCGAUAUCUGCGUUGUCGUUUUGUUUCGCUUUGACUUGAGUACUCUGUGGGCCGGGACUUAGAUAAGGAUGUCGCCGGAGUACAAUUUCGUCUGGACAACAAACAGGACAAAAAUAACUGAUUUCCGUAGAAGGACAGGAAGUAUUUCGUUCGUACUCAAUAAAGGAUACUAUGUAAGAAAUAUACGUAAAAUGUUCAAGUCGGAUCAUGGAAGGGCUCUGCAUUGUUUAGUUGAAAAAACAUUGACUGACGUCCGUUCUUUAUCUGGAUCGUUUAACGUAUACAGCACAUUCCAACUGCUUUUAAUCAGACUCACCAUAACGAAGUACUCGUGUUGCUCGUUUAACUCUAGAACGAUUAUGGCUUCGUGCUAGCGGCUGAUAGUUUGGAAUAGAAAAGGUUGCGAGACGAAUUGAUCUACCCUGCUGUUAACACAUUAUCUGAAUCAAAACCUAAACAGAUCAUAACUACAAUUAUAUCACGACAGACAGAAAUAAACAAGCAAAAGAGAGAAAACUGCAAGCUGUUGACCUAAAAACCGAGAUGGUAUUCAAUAAUCCUCCGCAUCAUACAGAAUGUCGAGCAGUUUCAGACACGUUACCUACAUACAUGUGUGCACGCCUGUUGAAUAGUCCAUAAUACGCGUAUACAUAUCCCUUUCGUUGCUCAUACAUGCUCUAGAAGACGCGAUGACGUGUUAAUCAUUCCAUGAGCUAGCUUUUUGGAUUGAAACUAUUGAACGAUUUACAUUUAUCAUAGGGAAAAAUGUUUGUAUGUCGCUCAGCAUUAAAUGUAUUCUUUACACAUCAUGCACGUUAGAAUUGUGAGAGUAAUAUCGUCAUCCUUUUGGAAAAAGUGAGUGUAACAACCUGAUGGAGAAUUAAGUUUCCUUUCAGUCUUGUCCAUUUUUUGGAGUUGACCAAAGAUAACGAGUGGAGCAGUGGAAAGAUCAUGACAUAACAUUCAUUUUUCUGUCCUAUUUAGAAACUAUAUGUAUAUAUAUGUAUUGGCAAUAUUUAAUUUAUUACUGGAUUUGAUUCUAGCAGGCACGACAAAUACAUAUUAUAGAAUUGCGACAUUAAUCCAGGAAGGAUUUUUAACGCUUCAGUUUAAAUUAUUUCAAAUAUUUUGCAAAAUAUAUUGUUCAAUAUUAUACAAUUUGAACACGAAACAAAUAAUUCUUUCACAUUCGUUUCGUGGUACAUCAUUUACUUUAAAACCAAGGAACAUUGUAACUGGCUGUGAAUGUAAAAUGUUUUAUCGAGUCUGAAAUUGUUUAAUCGUUGCGUAGCUAUGAUAAGACUGAAUGAUGAUCGUUUGAAUUAGUCGAGUCCUCGUGAUAGAUUUAAGAUUUUUUUCAUUUAAUAAUUAAUACCUUUACGGUCUAUUUUGAGAAAUUGACUUUUAUUCAAUACUUGUCAUUGACCUUUUUCAUUGUGAUAAUCUUACUUAGUUACAGUGGCUACUUGCUGUACAAUUUCUUUUAUAUGUGUAAAUUCUAAACUGAGAAGAGUGUAAACUAUUAAAACUUGAUAGAUGAAAACCCAUUGGAAAGUAAGUUGUCGAGUAAUUAAUCCAAUUUUUUUAUAUAGAGUGGUAUGUAAAACUUUUAUUACUGUUCAUGUUACAUUGACAUUUUAAUAAGUUUAGAUAGUACUUAUUAAAAAGACUGUCACAGUGAAUAGGUUCCAAAGAUUUUUAAAACGAGAGAAAGAUUGCUUAACUAUUUCAAAGAUGUCGCACAUGUGUAUAUAAGUUACUUUCACAAAAGUUAAGUGGACUGGUCUAGUUCAAAAGAUUCAGGAUUACAUAUUGAUUAUUGGUACAUGAAUAACCAUGUCACUUAUGUUCAUAGACCUUGUUCUUCUUAUUUGUAACAUACAGACAUAACUCGACCAUUUAGUCCCACUGAUCGACAGUUGUCUUGAUCCUCUUCUUCAUCAAUCUUUCUUAUUGUAUGGUAAAUGUUUUUAUUUUAUUUUCAUGUGUGCUCUCGUUACUUUGAAACAUGCAUUUAUCGAUACAUGCAUAGUGUGCGCCUGGGAGCUUAAAGGCCUAGAACUAGACUUUUAUUUUUUUGAAAUUAAAUUAUAUAUUUAAUGGAGAAUUCUGUUCACUAUUCACUUCUUGCUUGCUACUUUAAUAUUUGCCGGUGUAGAUCAAAUACGCUCCAUACCGGAUUGUCAUGGAUGGCGGUAUGAAAAAGAUCUGUCUCAUAGACAUCUCAGUUUUACUUUGUACUGAAUUUUCAUGUCUAACGGUACCCUCAAAAUGAAACUGUAGACUUUUCAGUAACGUUUCACACUUGACAUUCGUAUCUGGCAAUAUUUGAAAAUUGAUCCAUAUAUUAGUACUGGUUGAGUUAUACAUGCGAUGGUUGAAUGUGGUUCUUACGAAACGAAAGUGCCGUGAAAUCAUUUUUAAUCUUCCAACAACUAAAAUUAUCAAAUAAAUAUUAACUUUCAAUUUCUCAAAUAAUCGAGAUACAAAUUUAUAUGGAACAAUACAAGGAGUAAUAGAUAUGUAUUUAAUUAAUCGUUCUUUUUAACUUUAAGAAUCUCAAAGAAAAUUCCUUUUUUCUGCAAGGAAAGAGUGAAAGAGCUGUGCAAUUUUAAUAUUCUUAUCUUAUUUAUGUUUUUUACUAUUUAAUGGAAAUGUGUCCAGGCUAAGAAGCUCGUAGAAAUCUGAAUCGAGACGAGAUUAUUAUACCAGUAUACUAUACGAAUCACGUAAAUAAGUACCAAGUACACAUAGGCGGCUUGUGCGUUACUGCGUCGAAAUUUCGAUUUUUAGAAGCUCAACCUGGAUACCUUUAAUUUAUCGAAUACUGCGUUUUUAUUGGAUAAUUUGUUUUUGUUUAAAAAAUAAUAAGUUUUUAAACAAGCUGUAGAUCAAGGUGAGCUAUCAAGGUUCUACUUUACAGUUGAGGAAUAGAUGAAGUGAUACAGUAUUAGGAUAAGAUUAGUGUCCCGCGCUCGCUAGUAGUCGAAAGUAGUUUUUUUUUGUUUUAAGCUGAGGUAUUAUAGCUCUCAGGUGCGAGUAUUGUUAUUUAAAUAAUAUGUAAGCUUUGAUUUAUAAUAAAUAUUUCCACUUGUAA
This is a messenger RNA of Hylaeus volcanicus, 6824 nucleotides long. RefSeq names its product kinesin light chain (gene Klc). Gene Ontology annotation, biological process: microtubule-based movement. The transcript has 8 exons. The record is from RefSeq and is a predicted model, not a curated record. Lineage: Eukaryota; Metazoa; Arthropoda; Insecta; Hymenoptera; Colletidae. Gene Ontology annotation, molecular function: kinesin binding. Gene Ontology annotation, cellular component: kinesin complex; cytoplasm; membrane-bounded organelle. The coding region runs from base 273 to 2015 and encodes 580 amino acids.